UCUUCAAAUUGGAGGUACAAAGAAGAAAAUGGCGUCUGGAGAGUCUUCGAAUAGUGCUGAAUCUGAAUCCGCUUUUAAUCUGUUUUAUACUGAAGUAAAAGCCAUAGAACAAGUUGACUCAGUGUUGACAUCAAAGCAACAGAUAGACAGACUUCACAGACCUGGCUCAACAUAUUUUAAUCUAAACCCAUUUGAGGUUCUUCAAAUUGACCCUGAUUGUACUAUGGCUGAUGUCAAGAAGAAAUACAGACAGUUGUCAAUAUUAGUCCAUCCUGACAAGAACCAAGCUGAUCCAGAUCGAUCACAGAAAUCAUUUGAAGCUGUAAAUAAAGCAUAUAAAACCUUAGAAAAUGAAGAAGGUUAUAAAAGAUGUAAAGAAAUAGUGGAAGAGGCCAAGACAAGAACAGAGGACAUGAUGAAACAAAAAAGAAAACAAUUAAAGAAAGAAGGAAAACCAAUUAUUAUACCAGAAGAUGAUACAGAACAGUACAAACAUGCUGUGUAUGUACAAACUUGUAAAUUGUUUGCAGACUUGGAAAGACUAAGACAGGAAAGAGAAGCUAAAGACAUGCAUGAAAGGAAAAGAAAAGCAGAGGAAGAGGAAACAGAAAAAGAACAAAAGAAAAUAAAAGAAGAGUGGAAUAAAAACUUUGAGGAAUCGAGAUCAGAUCGAGUUAACAGCUGGAGAAAUUGGAAGACAGGUACUAAAAAGACUAAGACCAGUAAAAGUGGAGCAUUCCGACCCCCGAAACACAAGGCAGAGCAGCGAUGACUAUUCUUACACAAGUGUUUGAUAGUAAGGAAUGAUAAAAGGGUUGUUAUUGGAUAUAAAAUUCAGGUCAGGAGCUCCAAACAUCCAAUAGAUAAUUCUUAAUAACAAUGACCUAGAAUGCAAUGUUAAGUGAGUUAUAUGUGUGUAAUAUGAUUUUGUAAUGAAAGGUUUUAUGUGUAUUGUGAGUUUAAAUAUGUAUGUAAGUUGUUGAAGAUAUGGCUCGUCAGCACAUGAAUAUGUAUUGUGAAUGGUAUACUAUUAUAUUUUCAGGUGUGAAGUUUUACUGAGAAUACAGUCAGAUGAGAAAAAAACUUUUUGUAUUGUCUUAUCUGACAUCUUUAGAUUUUCUUUUGUUUAAAAGUGUGGUCUAAGCAGCAAAAGGGGAAACGGACUUUAAUGCCUUGCCUAUGAUAGUAGGGGGCAUCCAUGACGUAUCAGGUUAAAAUGUUGGUUAAAUGUAGUUUAAUGGUGUUUACAUCAACUUGAAACUUACAUAUUCAUUAUAAGGGGACGACCAUUUGAUAUUCUGGGGGGGGGCCAGGAGGAUUUGUUUUGGAUCGGUUAUUUAUUUUUGUAAACUAAGAGGACAGAUUAUCUAUUUUCUGCACUAUUGAAGCAAGAUUUUUCAUUUUCAUCAAAGCAAGGGACUGAUUAUUUAUUUUCACAACUAUAUUUAUAUUAUUCGAAAACAUACAAUUUUUAAAUUAUUUGUUUAUUAUAAAUAAUUCAUGUAUAGUCAAGUCAUUAUGUACCAUUUAAUCAGAAUUAAUUUUUAACCUCUGCAGAAAUGAAUCUUCUAUAAUCCCCAAUGCAUAUACAUGUAUUGCAUACAUACACAGUAUUAAAGUUUGGUUGUAACUAAGGCUCUUUUAAAAGUAUUGGCAAACAUGUUUCGCCGAGCGGAGCGAGGGAAAAUUUUUUUGAAGGGUUUUUGAACCGCUGAAGGCCCAAGAAGCUAUAGAACAAAUGAUGCAAAAUCAUGCCUUCUGGGUGUUCCCCAGACCCUUUCUUAAACUGAAAAUGCAAGUUCUGUUUUAAUAAUUUUAUGACAAUAUUUUGGUCUCAAAGCAAAAUCACGUUAUAGAUUCAGUGUAAGACUUAAGUUUCUAGGGACAACAUCAAAAGACAAAUAUGCAUGAUAAAGCAAAAAUGUAAUUCACAUAGUUAAGUCUGUGGCUGAUGUGUUUUUUUAAACUCAUGAUCAAGUUAAUAAUAAAAUUACUAAAUUACAAAAUGAAUGCAACACUAACAGAAUACAGAACAUGCAGAAGGGCAAUCAAUGGACAAAACACAAAUAUAUAAGAAACAUUGAUCCCGAAAAAUCAGGGGCUACGUCUGAGGGAGAACAGAACUUGCUUCUUGCAAGGCACUCACGGUGAACACAAUUUGAUAUGGAGACAAGCGUUUGGUUUUGAAAUUUCCUACAUGAGGCAUUUGUCUCAAUGUAGUUACGGCCCUGAUUUAAUAAAAGUGAGGUAAGUGUUCCUGAGACAAUUAACCUCAAGUUAAAUGAAACCAAUUUUCUGACAUUUCAAGUAUAUUUAAAUAAUAUUUAUACUUUUAUUAUUAAAAGAUAUGGGAAGUGUUUCCCGAUUUUUUUUUAUGGAAAAAAGAUGAAUUUAUGAAGAAUCUGGUGCCAUCUCAUACUUUCGAUUAGACCUGCUGAGUUAUUUAUUUUCAAUACAUUGCAAGUCAGGUAAUUUAUUUUCAAACUACCACAGAACAAACCAUUUAUUUUUGUGAUUAUCAAGGCUGAGUUAUUUAUUUUCAAAAUCCUCCUGGCCCCCCCCCCCCCCCCCCCCCCCCCCCCCCCAGAAUAUCAAAUGGUCAUCCCCUAAUGUGAAAUUAUAAAAAUAUAUCCCAAGUUAGGGUUUUUACCCAUACUUUAGGGUGGCUUUGUGUCAGUUUGUAGCUGUUUUAGAGGCCACACCCCUCAGCCUUUUUUUUAACUGACUAUUAUUUUUAUGAUAUUCAUAAAUAUCAAAAUUUUAUGAUCAAUUGUUUUAUAAGAAACAUCUGUGCCAGUAUAAGAUAAAGAGAUGUGUCAUGAUUGGAAAUGAGACAACUAUCCACAAGAGACCAAAUGAGUUAGAUGUUAGCAACUUUAGGUCACCGUAGGGCCUUCAACCAAAAGCAAAAUCCAUACUGCAUAGCAAGCUAUAAAAGGCCCUGACAUGACAAAAUGUUAAAACAAUUCAAAUAAGAAAACUAAUGACCUGCUUAAUGUUCAAAACAACAAACGAAAAUUUCAGGCUCCUUACUUGGCACAUACAGAAUUUGACAGGGUUAAACAUGUUUGGGGGUGCCGUACUCUCCUCUUACCUGGAACAGUGGUGUUACAGCACUCCAUAAGAAUAAACUAUAAAAAUCAGUUGAAAAGGGCUUGACUCAUCAGUUCGAUAAAGAGCAAAGAAACAUAUAUAUAUUUCAUUUUCCAUUUGACUCAAAACAGACCAAUUAUAUUUAGUUUCCUAUUCCAUUGGACUCUAAACUGGCCAAUUAAAUUAUUUUCCUGUUCCAUUAGACUUUAAACUUGCCAAUUAUAUUUAGUUUCCUGUCCAGUAGACUCUCAACAGGCCAAUUAUAUUUAGUUUCCUGUCCAGUAGACUCUCAACAGGCCAAUUAUAUUUAGUUUCCUGUCCAGUAGACUCUCAACAGGCCAAUUAUAUUUAGUUUCCUGUCCAGUAGACUCUCAACAGGCCAAUUAUAUUUAGUUUCCUGUCCAGUAGACUCUCAACAGGCCAAUUAUAUUUAGUUUCCUGUCCAGUAGACUCCAAACUUACCACAUUAUAUUUAGUUUCCUGUUGCAUUAGACUCCAAACUUACCACAUUAUAUUUAGUUUCCUGUUGCGUUAGACUCCAAACAUACCACAUUAUAUUUAGUUUCCUGUCCAGUAGAGACUCAACAGAUUACAUGCAUAUUCAGGACGAUACCUGGUAAUGUGAUAUGAUCUUAAAUUUUACCUUCAACAAGACCAACAGGUCCAACAAGCAGGAUUUUUCAGUGGCGGAUCCAGGGAGCACAGAGGGCAUACAAUUCCCCCUUUUGAUUGCCAAAAAAAAAAACAUGUUUCUCACCAUCUAUAUGAUUUUUAAGCAUAAAACGUCCAAAAAAUGUCUGACUAGCUACACUUGGCGAUUUAUUUAUAGUGUUAUAAAAUUGGGCCUCCCUUUUGAAAAUCCUGGUUCGCCCCUGUUUUUUUACAUGCUAAUUCUAACAAAUUUCUUCAAACAAGCAAUAUAUAUAGUUGUUUAAUAAAAAAAAGUUUUUCUUGAUAAAAGUUUUCAUUCAAUCUCUUUUUUCACAUUGAUGAAAAUAUUAAUAAUACUUAUAUCUCCAAUGUGUUUUGUUUUUUUGUUCAGAUAUUCUACUGACGAGCAACUUUUCUUUGAAAUAUUCUUUGCUGUUGUCAUGCAUUUAAAUUAGUUGAAGAAUUUUUGUUCUGAAGAAUAAAGGACAAGCAUAUGCCUAU
This is a messenger RNA of Mytilus californianus (California mussel), 4245 nucleotides long. Its product is annotated as dnaJ homolog subfamily C member 8-like. Gene Ontology annotation, cellular component: nucleus. The record is from RefSeq and is a predicted model, not a curated record. The coding region runs from base 29 to 772 and encodes 247 amino acids. Lineage: Eukaryota; Metazoa; Mollusca; Bivalvia; Mytilida; Mytilidae. The transcript has 9 exons.